UUCGGACACUAGGUAAACACUUUCCCUUCACAGACGUGAUGUCGCCGCCCCGCCUGCUCGUUUUCCGUGUUUUAUUGUUUUUAUCAGCAUUAUGUCUCUGCUGGACGGAAGAUUGGGCCUUCGAGAAUGCUCCGGGCAUCGCCAUGGAAUAUAAAAUCCACGUUGACGCCGGCAAAGAGGACUGCUAUUGGCAAUAUGUGCACCCCAAAGCCACCAUCUACGUGAAUAUGCAGGUUCUUAAGGGUGGUGAUGGCAUGGCAGGUAUGGCUGUACGCAAUCCCAAGGGAGAGAUAGUUCAUCCAUAUACUUGGAAGAAGUCAGCAGAAUACGAAGAAGUCUCACAGACAGGAGGAUAUUACAGCGUCUGCAUUGAUAAUCAAUUUUCAAGAUUUGCUGGCAAACUAAUCAACCUCUACAUGACUACUUUUAGGUAUGAUUUAUGGGAAAAAUACACUCAAGAACUUGAGCAGAUGGAAGUCAGCGUAAACAACUUCACACACUCUAUAAAGACCGUGGAUCAGCGCAUUCACGAUAUGCUGCUGCACCAGAGCCAGUCACGAGCAAAGGAGGCAAGAGACUUCCAACUUCUUAUAAGCAACAACAACUAUGUUCAGUACUGGUCCCUUGCACAGUGCAUUGCCAUCAUUGGUGCAGGAGCGUUCCAGGUGUUCUACUUACGCAAGCUCUUCGAUACAAAGGUCACAACCAAGUCAGGAGGCAGAGCCUAGGGUGCCAGGGCUCUAAACAGGUGUUUGUCCUGCCAUGUGGGGGAAGCACUAAAAUUAAGAUUAAAUAUUUGCUGUUAGAUCAUUUGAGUACCAGAUGAGUUGUCUGGUGAUAUUCAUUUGUUGUUAAUCCAGAUACUUUUUAUUUGAUAUACAUUUUAUCUUGGACAGUGUUCAUCACACUGUUUGGUACUGUUAUUUAGGUAAUGCAAUUCUCUUUUUUUUUUUUUUUUUUUUUUUUUUUUUAAUGGAUGAAGGUUUUUGUAUUGUAUACUAACCUUUUGUCAUCAGCAUAUCAGUGAUACGUUUCCUUCAGUGAUUAUUUUAAUCUCUUGAAAGAGCUUUAUGAAUCUCAGCCUAAUGGGAUUGCAAUCGUAUAUGUACUUACAAAUUAUGUUUUGUUCCUAGAGGUGGGUCCUUGCUCAGUUGCAAUAACGUUAGACAUAAACAGAUCAGUUCUUUGUAGCUUUCAACUAUACAUAAUUUGAAUGUAGAUUAUAUCAGGGUUAGUUUUUUGAUUGUCUUAGUUUUAUCAAAAUACUUUCAUGUUUUUUUGCAUUGACAUCCUGAUAAUGUAAUAUGAAGGGACCAGGUGAACUAUAGAAAAAAUCUCAAGAAAUAGAAAAAUGUAAGGCCUUAUCUCUAGGGGUUUUAGUUGUAGUAUGUGGUAGGUGGUGCAAUGGUCUCAUUCCAAGCAUAAUUUUUCAUAGUGUUUAUCUUGUGCAGAUUCAAUUCCUCAUUUUUUUUCCGUCCUACAUUGCUUUAGAUCUCAACUUGAUACCUGAUGUUACAUUCCAAUUCCAAGGUCACAGUCUUGUAUUUUUUAUACAUACAAUAUCAUGUAUUGUAGGUGCUUUUAUUGUUCAUUGAUGGAAUAAAGAAUUAUACAAUAUC
This is a messenger RNA of Penaeus vannamei (Pacific white shrimp), 1619 nucleotides long. It is a transcript of the gene loj, whose product is annotated as logjam. Gene Ontology annotation, cellular component: endoplasmic reticulum; endoplasmic reticulum-Golgi intermediate compartment; COPII-coated ER to Golgi transport vesicle. The record is from RefSeq and is a predicted model, not a curated record. NCBI's taxonomy places the organism in Eukaryota, Metazoa, Arthropoda, Malacostraca, Decapoda, Penaeidae. Gene Ontology annotation, biological process: endoplasmic reticulum to Golgi vesicle-mediated transport; Golgi organization; intracellular protein transport.